This is a messenger RNA of Nycticebus coucang (slow loris), 3028 nucleotides long. It is a transcript of the gene ITIH4, whose product is annotated as inter-alpha-trypsin inhibitor heavy chain 4. Lineage: Eukaryota; Metazoa; Chordata; Mammalia; Primates; Lorisidae. The transcript has 24 exons. Bases 93 to 2894 code for a protein of 933 amino acids. Gene Ontology annotation, biological process: hyaluronan metabolic process. Gene Ontology annotation, molecular function: serine-type endopeptidase inhibitor activity. The record is from RefSeq and is a predicted model, not a curated record.
GCCCCCACAGAGGCGGGGCAGCAAGCAAGUUACUAAUUCAUUCUCCACUUGCUCUUUGGUUCAGAAGCAGCCUGGCAGACACGGGAGCCACAAUGAAGCCUCCAGCCCCUGUCUGCACCUGCGGCCUCAUGCUGGUCCUGCUCUGGCUGCUGGCUGUCCUUCAGACCACCACUGCCCAGAAGAAGCACAUCGACAUCUACAGCCUCACUGUGGACUCCAAGGUCUCAUCCCGAUUUUCCCACACGGUGGUUACCAGCCGGGUAGUCAAUAGGGCCGACACUGUGCAGGAAGCCAUCUUCCAGAUGGAGCUGCCCAAGAAAGCCUUCAUCACCAACUUCUCCAUGAUCAUUGAUGGCGUGACCUACCCAGGCAACAUCAAGGAGAAGGCUGCAGCCCAGGAGCAGUACAGCGCAGCAGUGGCCAAGGGCAAGAGCGCUGGCCUAGUCAAGGCCAUGGGGAGAAAGACAGAGCAGUUCCAGGUGUCGGUCAGUGUGGCUCCCUCUGCCAAGGUCACCUUCGAGCUGGUGUACGAAGAGCUGUUCAGGCGGCAUCUGGGGGUGUAUGAGCUGCUGCUGAAAGUGCAGCCCCAGCAGCUGGUCAAGCACCUGCAGAUGGACAUUCACAUCUUCGAGCCUCAGGGCAUCAGCUUUCUAGAGACAGAGAGCACCUUCAUGACCAAAGAGCUGGCAAAUGCCCUCACCAUCUCACAGAAUACAACCAAGGCUCAUAUCCGGUUCAAGCCAACGCUCUCCCAGCAGAAAAAGUCUCCAAAGCAGGAGGACACAGUCCUGGAUGGUAGCCUUAUCAUCCGCUAUGAUGUCAACCGGACCCUCUCAGCGGGCUCCAUUCAGAUCGAGAAUGGCUACUUUGUGCACUACUUUGCUCCUGAGGGCCUGUCUACAAUACCCAAGAACGUGGUCUUUGUCAUUGAUAAAAGCGGCUCCAUGAGCGGCAGGAAAAUCCAACAGACCCGGGAAGCCCUAAUCAAGAUCCUGGAUGACCUCAGCCCCAAAGAUCAGUUCAACCUCAUUGUCUUUAAUGGGAAAAUAACACAGUGGAAGCCAUCACUGGUUCCAGCUUCAGUCAACAACCUGAAUGAAGCCAGGAGUUUUGCUGCCGGCAUCCAAGCCCGUGGAGGGACCAACAUCAAUGAUGCGAUGCUGAUGGCCGUGGAGCUGCUGGAAAGCAGCAACAAAGAUGAGCUGCUGCCUGAGGGGAGCAUCACCCUCAUCAUCUUGCUCACUGAUGGCGACCCCACGGAGGGGGAGACCAACCCUGCAGAGAUCCAGAGGAAUGUACGGAAAGCCCUAAGUGGCCAGUUCAACCUCUUCUGCCUGGGCUUCGGCUUCGAGGUCAGCUAUGCCUUCCUCGAGAAGCUGGCACUGGAAAACGGCGGCCUGGCCCGGCGCAUCUACGAGGACUCGGACUCUGCCCUGCAGCUGCAGGACUUCUACCAGGAAGUGGCCAACCCACUGUUGACAACAGUGGCCUUUGAAUACCCGAGCAAUGCUGUGGAGGAGGUCACGCAGGAAAACUUCCAGCUUUUCUUCAAGGGCUCGGAGAUGGUGGUAGCCGGGAAGCUCAAGGAGCAGAGCCCUGACGUGCUGUCAGCCAAAGUCAGUGGGCAGGCGCAUACACAGAACAUCACCUUCCAAAUGGAAUCCAACGUGGCAGAACAGGAGGAGGAGUUCCGGGGCCCCGAGUACAUCUUCCACAACUUCAUGGAGAGACUCUGGGCAUAUCUGACUAUCCAGCAACUGCUGGAGCAAAGUGUUUCCGCACCAGAUGCCAAACGGCAGGCCCUCGAGACCCGAGCCCUGAACUUAUCACUCAAGUACAACUUUGUUACUCCUCUCACAUCUAUGGUAGUCACCAAACCUGAAGGGCAAGAACAGUCUCAAGUUGCUGAGAAGCCCGUGGAAGAUGAAAAUAGACCCAGGAAUGUCCACUCAGGUCACGCUUUCUUCAGAUCUCAUGUGAUAGGAGGCCGACAGUCCAGAAUAUCAGGAAUCAGCCAUGCACAGCCUAUCUUUGGCCAAAGGAGUGGAUGGAGUCCACAAGCUGGAGUUUCUAACUUCCCGAGGAGUUUUGGACUUGGAAUUGGCAGCCCCUUGAAGAAGUUUGGACCCCCAGGACCACCUCAUGCUCCGGGUCGUCCUCUUCCUGUGCAUCCCUCCUACCUUAGACAUUCCUGGGAUGAUAUGCUACCAGAGUUGACAUUCUUGCCAUCAGCUGCCUCAAAUCCUGGACAAGAAACAACCAUGACACCUCCAGCCCCAGCCCCCAUCCAGGCUCCUUCUGCCAUCCUGCUGCUGCCUGGGCAGAGCGUGGAGCAGCUCUGUGUGGAUCUCAGGCACUCUCAGGGGCCAGUGAACCUGCUCUCAGACCCUGACCAAGGGGUCAAGGUGACUGGCCAGCAUGGGGAGAAGAAGGCUGGAUUCUUAUGGAUUGAAGUGACCUUCAAGAACCCCCAGCUGAAGGUUCAUGUGUCCCCGGAGCGCAUAGUGACCACUCGGAACCGAAGAAGCUCUGUGUACAAGUGGAAGGAGACAUUGUUUUCAGUGAUGCCUGGCCUGAAGAUGACCAUGGACGAGACAGGUCUCCUACUGCUCAGUGGCCCAGACAAAGUGACCAUUGGCCUGUUAUCCUGGGAUGGCCCUGGGAAGGGGCUCCGGCUCCUUCUGCGUGACACUGACCACUUCUCCAACCAUGUCAGCGGGACCUUCGGCCAGUUUUACCAAGAGGUGCUCUGGGGGUCCCCAGCAGCAUCAGACGACAGCAAACGCACACUGAGGGUUCAAGGCAAUGACUACUCUGCUACCAGAGAGCUCACGGUGGAUUACCAGGAGGGACCCUCAGGAACACAGACACCUUGCUGGUCUCUGGAACUGUAGUUCUGAUGAAUGGAGCUGUGCCUGCUAUGUGCACUUUGCUGCUGCCCUGCAAAUGUAGGGCCCCUGUGGGCCUGGACCGUGAUGGGGGGGAGGGAUUCCCACUCAUUACAAAUAAAUAAAGGGGUGCAAUCACA